AUGAGGGAGACUCAUCAUCCCCGCACGCACGGAGCUACCAAGGAGUAUACAAUAACCGAUAUCCAGGUGGCUACUUCUCCGCUAUACUCCCCACCCCCACCUCCACGGGCCAAGAUAAAAUCUGACGAACGAGAUAGGUCCCACUCCGUCGCGAGCUGGGGCGGCAUCCUCCUAGAUCUCUGCAAAAACGUCGAAGACUCCCAGGCCGGCAGCAAACACCAGCACCUCCGAUUCAUCACCGGCCGGCAUGACCUCCCCUUCUACUACAAAGAGGAGAUCAAGAUCCAGCGCAGCUUCCUAGACGCCUUCCUCAAGGUCAAAUGCCACGAGUACUGGCCUACAGACCAAACACCUAAGGCCGAUCUCCUGCUGCAAAAAGGCGAUGUGGGAUUCAACAACGGCGAGGCUGAGAAGCAGUACCCUCGUCGGACGGAGACGGAGUGGCCCGUCGCUCGGACGCAGUACACACGGUCACUAUCUCAUCCCAGACCAGGAACUAGUUAUAUCACACCCCGCGACCGUCCCACCUUCCAAUUCCUCACCUCUGCCUCCGAGAAGGAGACUGAGAUUACCGGGCACAUCUUCGCGCAUCUCAACGUAGUCAUGAGCCUGUACCCCGCGUCCCCAACACCAAAGGGCGUCGACCUCUUCCUCACCGCUGGCGACCCCGUCCGAAGCUGA
This is a messenger RNA of Penicillium cataractarum, 681 nucleotides long. RefSeq lists its product as uncharacterized. The transcript is spliced from 4 exons. The coding region runs from base 1 to 681 and encodes 226 amino acids. NCBI's taxonomy places the organism in Eukaryota, Fungi, Ascomycota, Eurotiomycetes, Eurotiales, Aspergillaceae. The record is from RefSeq and is a predicted model, not a curated record.